AUGGCGCACGAGCACGCGCCACUCUCCCCCGCAGUUCUACCGCGCUCGACGCCGUACGAGCGCGACAUGGAGCACCUCUGGCCAGUAGUGAUCGACGUGGACACCGCGCAGCCCACGUGGCACAAGGGUAAUAAACGAGGCGACGGCGACGCGCUGCAGUGGACGUACAGCCCUCUGCGCGGCAGGAGGGACGACUGGACGUGCUGCACUAGCACUACUACCACUUGUACGAUCGAUUAUACGGGACGCGUGCCGCCUGUCGAGUCGGCGGAAGCGAAGCGCGCGCGUCGCUCUGCGAUCGAAAAGAUGUCGCGUCGGAAGCGACAGGAGGCGCUCACGGGUAUGCGGCAAGAGGUCCGGUUUCUGGAAAAGAGAGUCGCUGAGCUGACGGUGAGGAGCGCAGGUACGCAACGUGAGGGACGAUGGGAGAGCGACGAGCGGCCGCUUGCUGUCGUCCCGAUGUACAAGUUGCAGCAAAAGUAUAUACAGCUCGUGCAGGUCCGACUGGAGCUCGAGCGCGACCGCAGGGAGCUGGGCAAGUCGUUGCUGCAGCAGCGCAAAGGAAGGCGGCAGGAGCACACUGCGAGCGCGUCGACGGCUUAUUGCGAGGGAACGGGGCGACGGCUCUGGGAGAGCGGGCGGCCGCUGUGCCCGCCGUCGUUGGCCGUGCGGGUCCGUGAGCUUGCGCUGGACGAGUGUUUCCGUGUCGUGUGUUGCGCGAGUCGCGACAUUGAGACGUUCUGUGCGGCGAAUAGUCUGAAAAGCACAGGCGCGACGUUCAUGGGCUGGACAGACAAGCGCAAGGUCGACCGCGAGUCGCAGACGAUGCAGUACUGCUUUACCAAACGCUUUCCGCUCGAAACGCCCGAGCGCUUGCUUGCUGGCGGGUGGCAGGUGUUUUCGAAUGGCGACAAGAUGCGGGCAAUGGCGUUUGACAGCUCCGUGCACACGCGGUUUGAAGUGCUGCAAGUGCUGAAUGACAAGCUGAUCGUCAUCCGUCGCGACCACAAGUUCCCGACCAUGGCGCUGACGUUUACCUCGGUCCUGCUCGUUGCUUGGUGGGAGACAGCUACAGGGUACACGUUGUGCAGCCGCACGAUUCCAACACCUGAGAUUGAAAAGGCGCUGGGACCUGAUGAGAACUAUUACGAUGCUUUCCACUGGGUUCGCUUUGACCGAUUGUUUGACGAGCUGGACAAGCCAGCUGGCUGCGAUGUGAUGUUUGGAGGGUCUGUCAGAGACCCGAACCAGUUGUAUUCGAGACACUGGCUUUUCGAGCUCGUGUGCUGCGUCUUGCGAUGGGAACAUGCAUGCGUCGCUCCGCUCUUGCUGAAACGGAUCUGA
Messenger RNA from Hyaloperonospora brassicae, 1344 nucleotides. Lineage: Eukaryota; Oomycota; Peronosporomycetes; Peronosporales; Peronosporaceae. The record is from the annotation of a GenBank genome assembly.